Messenger RNA from Knipowitschia caucasica, 567 nucleotides. Lineage: Eukaryota; Metazoa; Chordata; Actinopteri; Gobiiformes; Gobiidae. The record is from the annotation of a GenBank genome assembly.
AUGACGUCUGCAUCCGCGAAGGUGGGGGAGAUCUUCUCUGCCGCUGGUGCAGCUUUCUCUAAACUGGGAGAACUCACCAUGCAACUGCACCCAGUGUCUGACUCUAGUCCUGCAGGGGCCAAAUGGACGGAGACAGAGAUAGAGAUGCUGCGUUUGGCCGUGAGACGCUUUGGAGACGAACUUAACAACAUCAGCAGCGUCAUCAAAGAGCGCACUGUUGCGCAGAUCAAGAGCACGGUGAAGAGGAAGCUCUACGAGGACAGUCGAGUUCCACUGUCGUCCGAUGCUCAGAAGAAACCCGUGAAGAAGACACCGACUCUGCCCUCCGCCCAACCUGCCCCUCCCUCUGCGCCCGCCCCCAUACAGGCCUCACUUGCACCGCCCCCAAUUAAGAAGCAGAAGACGGCAGACGUGACACUCAGCGCACUGAACGACUCCGAUGUGAAUUCUGAUCUUGUCGACAUCGAAGGAAUCGAUGCCAAGAAACUCGACUUCGACCAAGAAUCCUUGAACCUGGAUUCCAGCCUCAUCAUGAACUCCAGUGACCUCCCGCUGCUCUCCCGCUGA